This is a messenger RNA of Hippocampus comes (tiger tail seahorse), 1997 nucleotides long. It is a transcript of the gene tulp3, whose product is annotated as TUB like protein 3. Lineage: Eukaryota; Metazoa; Chordata; Actinopteri; Syngnathiformes; Syngnathidae. Gene Ontology annotation, cellular component: cilium. The transcript is spliced from 12 exons. Bases 181 to 1674 code for a protein of 497 amino acids. Gene Ontology annotation, biological process: protein localization to cilium. The record is from RefSeq and is a predicted model, not a curated record.
UCCUGGCUGAGGUGCGUUGCGUGGAUGUCAUGGCAACGAUACCCUCCUCCUCCACGUCGCCAGCCCGCCAACCUGUUACUCCCCCAGGCGGGACGCAGCGUCUUGAGUUCACUCCCCCACGUAAACGAGCAGGCGUCUCAAAGCGCUCCGAGGCGGGGAUGAGUGUUGCUUCAAGCCAGGAUGGAGUCACAGCCCGUCUACAGCCGCUGGUCGUACAGACCCUCCAGCUCUGCCAGCUUCACGUCCAGUUCAACAACAACAACAACAACAAGCGGAUUUGAAGAGCACAGCAGCAUCAUGCAACAGAAGCUGGAAAAACAGAGGUCGUUGCUGGAGCAGAAGCAGCGCCGGAAACGGCAGGAAACGCUCAUGGUGCAGCCCAACACGGAGGCGUGGCCCCGGCGGAACCGCGCGCGCCACGGCGAAGAGCAAGCCCCGCUGGUGGAGUCGCAUCUCGGCCACGCCAACGACAUCACUGCGGACGGUAUUAAUGGCCCGGCAGCCUUUCUGGGAUCCAAAACGCCCCAAAAAGGAAUGAAAAUCCAAAUCGCGUCCGUCAACCACUCCCAGGGCCAAGUGAAGACGACUCAAUCCCCACUCAAGGCCCGGCCUCCGCCGCCUCCCUCUCCCGCCGCGGCCGCCGGGGACACCGAGAAGGCCAUCGACGCGGAGACGCUGCACCAUCCCAAGACGGACAUCCACGAACUACUGCGGAAACAAGGCCUGUCGGGCAGCAUGAACUUUGAUGAAUCCAGCGGCGACGACGACGACGACGAGCGGCCGCAAUCCCCGACGCCCAGCGCGCAAACCACCAGGCCCGCCUCCGCCAGCAGCGCCAAGGACCCGGAGGCGGUCACCGGCGGCUCGCCGUCCUCCAGAAGCUCGCCUCUUUUAGAGGUGUCCAACUUGGAUGAGUUUGUGCUCCUUCCAGCUCCACGUGGCGCCACGGUCAAAUGCCGAAUCACCCGCGACAAGAAGGGCAUGGACCGCGGCCUCUACCCGACGUACUACAUGCACAUGGAGAAGGAGGAUGGCAAGAAGGUGUUCUUGUUGGCAGGGAGGAAGCGAAAGAAGAGCAAGACGUCAAACUACCUCAUUUCGGUGGACCCGACCGAUCUCUCGCGAGAAGGCGAGAGCUUCAUCGGCAAGCUGAGGUCCAACCUCAUGGGCACCAAAUUCACCGUGUACAACAACGGCGCCAACCCCUGCAAGAACAUCGCCGCCAUGGAGGACGGCAGCACUCGACAGGAGCUGGCCGCCGUCUGCUACGAAACCAAUGUCCUGGGAUUCAAGGGACCGCGCAAGAUGACGGUCAUCAUCCCGGGCAUGAAUGCCAACUUUGAGCGAGUGCCCGUCAGCCCCCACAACGAGCAGGAGAGCCUGCUGAGCCGCUGGCAGAGCCGCUCCUUGGACAACCUGAUCGAGCUUCACAACAAGGCGCCCGUGUGGAAUGACGACACGCAGUCCUACGUGCUCAACUUCCACGGACGCGUCACUCAGGCCUCCAUCAAGAACUUUCAGAUCGUCCACGACAAUGACCCCGACUACAUCGUGAUGCAGUUUGGCCGAGUGGCUGAGGACAUCUUCACGCUGGACUACAACUACCCCAUGUGCGCCCUGCAAGCCUUCGCCAUCGGCCUAUCCAGCUUCGACAGCAAGCUGGCGUGCGAAUGAACGGGAGCCCGCCGGUUAACUUUUUUCAGUGAAUGAAGAUUCCGGUCGGACGCCGUCUGAAUCAAAUUGGGCCGUCCUGCAGCGCCAUCCUCAGGACAAAUGGCCUCAUAAGACAUACGGCAUCAUUAUGACUCAUAUUCUAUUAUCGUUUUUGUCCUGGAUGACAAGUGCAUUAUUCUUAUGGUUAUUGUGUUUCUGUGAAUAGCUUUUACCUUGUGACUUGUUGACACACUUGCAAAAUUGCACAGAUUAUAAGUACUGUUAAAAAAAAAAAAAAGUCACUAUGUUAUCAUAAAUUUCAAUAAAACGGUACAUAAUUUUGA